AUGCUUUGCAACAUAUUCGGCCUUAUGACCUUGCCCAGGACACCAGAUCAUGACCCCAACGGUACAAGCACCGAGACAGGCAGAGAAGAUCCGUUGGCACAGUCUCCGUCAGCCCUAGAUUCGUCUCAGGGGGUCUCAGCUCCAAGUCAAGCGAAGGCGUCUCUUCCUCAAGAUGUUACCCGACCGUACCCGCAAUACCAGUCCCAAAUGCAAAAUGCCGGAAUGACUGCUGGCGCUCUUGUCGGCUCUAUAGACGAAGGCUAUAUGGUCGGUGACAUGGUGACAGGUGGUGUGGAGGGAGGCAUUGUGGGACAGCGAGUUGCACAGGCGCAAAAUCAUGCGUUCUACCGUGAUCAGGCGAUGCAGUAUCGAGAAGGCAGAGCAGCCGGUACUAUCCCUCCUCCCGAGGAAGUUUAUGGAGAUUCUUCAAAAUCUUCUUGGUGGUCAAAAGAGGGUCGAGCCCAAAGGAGGGCAGAGAGGUGGGAGCGGAGAGCGAAGAGAGCUGGUGAAAUUUAA
Molecule: messenger RNA, 516 nt
Organism: Clonostachys byssicola
Lineage: Eukaryota; Fungi; Ascomycota; Sordariomycetes; Hypocreales; Bionectriaceae
Source: the annotation of a GenBank genome assembly